Mycena indigotica is the source of this 1506-nucleotide messenger RNA. Its product is annotated as Metacaspase pca1. The record is from RefSeq and is a predicted model, not a curated record. The transcript has 9 exons. NCBI's taxonomy places the organism in Eukaryota, Fungi, Basidiomycota, Agaricomycetes, Agaricales, Mycenaceae. Gene Ontology annotation, biological process: proteolysis. The coding region runs from base 1 to 1506 and encodes 501 amino acids. Gene Ontology annotation, molecular function: cysteine-type endopeptidase activity.
AUGCCCCCGCCUCCCCUUCAUCUCCCCCCUCCCCACCUGCGUCGGCUCGCGCAGCGCCGUUGCUCCGCCCUCCCCCCCGCGCUCACUCUCCCCGAGGACUCCGCGCCGACGUUGCGGAUGGCACAGACAUCGCCCGCGUUGGAGGGUCUGCGCAAGCCGCAGAAACGCGCGUUACUUAUCGGGAUCCAGACAUGCAAGGGCAGCGAGUACCCCCCGCUCAAGGCCGCCCGCGCUGAUGUAAAAAAGAUGCGCGCGCUGUUGAUUGACGUAUUUGGAUACAAGCCUGACGAUAUAACGGUGCUAGUCGACGGUGGUUUGAAGAGGCAUUCCCAGCCGACGAGAGUCAAUAUCCUGCAUGCGAUUGACGAGCUUGUACGGGAUGUCCAGCCGGGCGACCGGGUCUUCUUCCACUACUCCGGCCAUUCCACCCAAAUACCAAAUCGUAACCAUACCGAGGACGACGGCAUGGAUGAAUGCAUCGUUCCUCAAGAUGGGGAGAAGUACAUGAUCGUCGACAACGAGCUCCAUCGCCGCCUCAUCACCCCACUUCCCACAGGCUCCUCCCUCGUUGCUGUGCUCGAUACAUGUCACUCUGGCUCGCUCCUUGACCUGAGGCACUACCGCUGCAACCGUGUCGUGGUGCCCUGGAAGUGGCGCGGGCGCCAUAACAGCCAGGAUGUUGACAUGCGCUACAAUAUCAUUCGCCGCAACGCAAAUAUGUCCCCCGAUUCCAUUCCGAUGCCUUCCCAAACAAUCCCUCCCCCUGCCCCGGCAUCCCACGCGGCCAGCUCAGCCCGCGCCGGUCCGCGCGCCAACGUCCGCCGGUCCGAGGUGUUCGAGCCUGUCCCACCGUCAAGAACCGCCACGCUCGCAUCGCAAGUGGCGAAGGUUGUCCCGUGUCUGCCACAGUUGCACGUGCAAACGCAGCCGCUUGCGCCCGCAUUCUCUCGCAUCCUGGAAGACGAGGAGCGAUUCUAUACUGACAGCCCUGUGGCCGAGUUCUGUACCGGCUGGUGCCGCCAGACUAAGCCCGAGAUGGCGGGGGAUAGCGCGACGCCCCCGGUUCGCGCGGAUGUGGUGUCCCUUGCCUCGUGCAAAGAUUCGCAGCAGGCCUGGGAGAGUGCGGACGGGUUGAGUAUGACAUCGUGUCUCGUGGAGCUCCUCCGCAGUAGGUGUGGCGAUAUGCCGACCCUGGAGGAGGUGUUGUGCUUAAUAAGCCACGCGACGUACAAAAUUGCCUUCGAGCGGCACGAGUCGAACAAACACUAUCGGCUUUCGCGCCGGGAGUGGUUCGCCAAGGCGUGGCGCAUCAUCCGCGGGCGCGAGCGCAAGGCCGCGCCCGCGGUGCACGACCACAGGACAGUCUCCCGCUCGCCGACGGAGCAGCGCUUGCGCAGUGCGAUUAGCAAGUCCGAGCGGGAGACCGGCGGCGACAUGGACGCGUUCCAGAACCCGGAGAUGGCGAGCGCGGUGCCGCUCGAUAUGGAGCGUAAAUGGUGCAUGUAA